Molecule: messenger RNA, 8905 nt
Organism: Salvelinus fontinalis (brook trout)
Lineage: Eukaryota; Metazoa; Chordata; Actinopteri; Salmoniformes; Salmonidae
Product: genetic suppressor element 1-like
Exons: 14
Source: RefSeq, a predicted model, not a curated record
AUGAGCCAUUAGUCAAAGUUGCGGUCAUUAGGAAUGAUCUCCACGCCAACUCGCACCACGGCCACGGUCAGCCCUCUCACCCCGCUAGCCAAUGGCAGUGUGGCUGCUCAGUCUGCUCACUCUGGAUUCGCUGCCGCCCUCCGUCAAUUGGCCAAACAGGCUGAAGAUCCCAGAGGUUCUUCUCCCAGUAGUGAGUCUUCAGUCUCCUCUCCAGCCACCUGUCUCAGUAAUUUAGUCACCACUCCUAAGAGGGGGUUGUCAGGGCCACUCCAGACCUCAAGUGGGGUAGACAGCCUUCCCUCCACCCCUCCUGUAGUCACCAUCGCCCCAAUUCACAGCAAGACCAGCAACAUUCUCUGGAUAGGAGAAGGGCACCAGGCUGAGUCAGGUGUUUGUGGAGUGAGUAGGGAGAGUGUUGGGUCUGAGCUCAGCCCUACCCAGGAGAAAGGAGGUUAUCCUGUCCCCUCUCCUCACGUCUUGGCUCACCCCUCUUACCCCUUCAGCCUCACCCCCAGCUCUGUCAUGCAGGACCGGCGACUACAGGGCCUUAGUCUACCCGGUCAGGUACACCCUGCGGUUUCCUCGGGGACGGUCCCAGAGGAGUACCUGAGAGGACUCCGCCCCUUUGCUACCUCAGACGACCUCCGCCUACCCUCGCUGCACCUGGGGCUCGACCCCGUCACUGCUGCCCAUGUUACUGCUGCUGCUGCCUACUACCACCCUGCCUACCUCCACCACCUACACAGGAUGGAGGAGUCUCUGUGCCUGUCUGCACUGCGCUCUCAGUUCUACUCUGUACCAGCAGGCGGAGCCUUCUCUACCCUCCACCCCUCUGCCCUCCACAUGCACGUGCCUGGGGCACGCUACCCUGGGGAGCUCAGCCACACACACAGCGCAAUAGCUGAGAGACUACAGAUGGAGGAAGACAUUCGCCAACGAGAGAAACAGAGGGAGAGGGAGCUUGAGCUGGAACGGGAGAGAGAGAGGGAGCGGGACAGAGAGAGAGAAAGGGAGCGAGAAAGGAAGAGGGAGAGAGAGAGGCAGAGGGAGAGAGAGAGGCAGAGGGAGAUGGUGAAAGCGGUGGGGAUCCAGUACCUUGCUGGACUGAAGGCUCUCACGGCUCCGCCGGAGACCAGGGUCUUACCUGGGGAGAGACUGACACCCAAAAGACUGGGUAAGCCCCCCCUCCCUGCCCUCCCAGUCCCUAAACCUCUACAGCCAGACCUCCAGUCCUCCAGGGGGUCAGCCUCCCACCCCAUUCCCACCCUGGUGCCCUCUCAGAUGGGGAAUGCACACACUGCCUCAGCCUCUAUCGGGGGGCUCCAUGGAACACUGGCCUCUGCAAUGAAGCUCCAACAGGCCAAUGGGGAGAAUCUCUGGUUGUCAAAUCAGCGCCGGCAGGGGCAGGAGAGUGAGGCGUGGUCACCUGGGGAAGGGGUGGAGCCUAGGAGACACAGCUACAGGUCCAACGCCAGCCAGCGUGACCCAGGCAACAGAGAGUCUCAACCCCACCUAGGAGCCCCACCUCCACUCAUCUCCCCCAAAGCUCCCCCUCCCCUCCUCCCCCACCCCCCUGUCCCUCCCACCACCCUCUGGAACCCUGCCUCUCUCACAGAGACUCCCACAGACCCUCGUCGCAGGUUUGACUCCCCUAUUCCCCCCUCCCGCCCUCCUCCUGGUCUGACCAGAGCUGAGUGGCCCCCCAGUUGGGAGCGGGGGGAGGAGGGAUGCAGGAGGACGGGGGAGGGUCCAGAGAGGUUCUCCUUCAUCAGGGGACCCGUUCUGCAGGUUUCUGGCCUCUGGAGCAUGGCUGAGAUUGAAAGAUCCACUCACAGUAACCACCACCAUAACCACCUCCACCAGCACGGCUCACUGCUCCUGUCCUCCCCCAGCCCCAGCUCUGACCUGGGGGUCCAGCGCCCGUCCAGCUCCCCCUCUCCCUCCAGGGACCUCCAGAAGUCUGAGCGGCCAGGCCAGGAGCCUCAAAACCCAGUGGUGUACGAUAAGAUCCUUCAGCAGCAGCACAGGCUGGUCAGCAAGCUGGAUCUGGAGGAGAGCAGGAGGAGAGAGGCCAGGGAGGGAGGGUAUUACUAUGAUCUAGAUGACUCGUAUGAUGAGAGUGAUGAGGAGGAAGUGAGGGCCCACCUCAGAAGGGUUGCAGAGCAGCCCCCCCUAAAACUAGACACAUCCUCAGAGAAGGUGUGUUUUCUGCGUGUGUGUGGCUUGACCACGCUGGCCCAUCGGGACCAGCUGUUUCAUCAGAAGAGGAGGAAGAGGAGGAGGAUGCUGAGAGAGCGCAGCAACUCCCCUCCUCCUGUACAAGGCAAGAGGAAGACCCCUUGUUCUACUGUGGCACCCGUCCCCCCCCUCAGCACCACUCUCACCCCUGAAGAGAUGAACUGCUUCCCCCAACUGGAGGACAAGAAACACUUCCUCAACAUGCUUAGCCUGUCCCAUGUCACGAGCCAGCAGAGGAGAGAUAAGGAAAAGAUGGAGGGGUUGCUGAAGGCUAUAAAGCUAAAGAGUGUGACAUUGGACACCAUCAGAUACAACCCAUUACCCCUCUGUAGCAGCACUCCUGUUCUCUCAACUGGAGACUACACACCUGACCUCCCAGCCUGCAAGUCAAACGGACUACACUACCCAGACUCCCCAAGCCCCUUGCCCCCCUACCCCCACCAUCCCGACAAACUUCACACAGACCCACUAAACCCCCAACCCCUUCCACUCUGCCACCCCCCUCCCCUGGGCCUCCACCCCGACAGGGCAGGACUGUGCGAACGUCACCCAUCUAAGAGGCUCCAAGGUCUCCAGAUCGGAGCGGGCCACCUUGGCCAUCCUCCCCAACUGAAGGUGCCCCUGGCUGGGCAGAAUGGGCAGAACAAGCCCUGGGAAAGAUUCAUCCGGGAGGACUUCGCCCAACACUUCCACCAGGCUGUGUUGCAGUCUACCCACAAGACACUGGGUAGCUCCAUAUGCGUUCCAGAGUCCAGUAUAAAGUCUGAGCCCUCAGCGCCCUACAACAUCCCCCCUCUGAAGAGACCAGACCCCCUCCACACACCUCCACACCCCACCAAUGGGCAUCAUCCCUACCCUUCUCCACCCCACCAUGACCCUGAUGGCGUACGGGUUGAUCGCUCAGAGGAAGAUGAGGAAGAGGAGGACGAAGAGGAGGACGAAGAAACCCCUAGGAAGUGGAAGGGCAUAGAGUCAGUCUUUGAGGCGUAUCAGGAGUAUGUGGAUGAGCGGGGUAUGGAGAGACAGGUUCUCCACAGUCAGUGCAGGAGGCUGGAGACUCAGAACAACACUCUCCGUCUGACAGCUGAACAACUCUCACACAGCAUGGCGGAGCUGCUGAGUCAGAGACAGAGGGUGAGAGAUGAGAGAGAGCGACUGCAGGCUCAGCUAGAGCACUUCAGGAAGUGUCUGACCCUUCCCAACGUGCACUGGGGCAAGGGGCAGCUCAAAGGUCGCCUCCCCCGGUGACUCCCUACCCUGCUCCUGACAGAUUGACAGAGACAGACAGACAGACUGACUGACCUCUGGAGAGAGGAAACUGGAUUGGUUCCCAGUCAGAGGCAGAGAUGGAAGAGAGCUCUGGACUGGGAAGGAAGACAGGAUGGUAGAAAGGGAGGAGUGCCACACUCCUAGACUCUGUAGUGUGGUCAGACUCACCAUUGGUGAAAGACUAGAAGUCUAAAAGCUGGAGUUCGUAGCUACACAAGAGUAUGGCAUAAUAUUGGCACCCACUUUAACCAAUUCUAGAAUUUGGGACAAUAAAAUGACGAGUAUAUCCUCCUUUUUUCCCUCCUUGAUUUUGAAGGGUUUGGAAGCAACCAAUAGCAAGCUCAAAAGGGAAUGCACAACCAAUAGCAAGCCAACCAGCCACUGAACUGGAAGGACGAAUCAGCCAAGAUGCACUUAAAGACCUAGAAGAUCUACUAGGGAUCAUACUAGUGACAUUGCUGUUAGAACUAUCUAGAACAGUAAACACUGUGCUAUAGAGAUAUUACUAUUCUGGAUUUUUUUUUCACUUGGGUUCAUGGACUUACAAAAACAUAGUUGUAGAAUAUUUAAGACAGUGUUUCUAUAAGAAAAUAACUUGAGGUUGUGAAAAUGUUUAUAUAUAUAUAUAUACACACACUACCAGUAAAAAGUUUUAGAACACCUACUCAUUCAAUGUUUUUUCUUUAUUUUUACUAUUUUCUACAUUGUAGAAUAAUAGUGAAGUUUUCAUCAAAACUAUGAAAUAACACAUAUGGAAUCAUGUAGUAACCAAAAAAGUGUUAAACAAAUCAAAAUAUAUUUUAUAUUUGAGAUACUUCAAAUAGCCACCCUUUGCCUUGAUGACAGCUUUGCACACUCUUGGCAUUCUGUCAACCAGCUUCACCUGGAAUGCUUUUCCAACAGUCUUGAAGGAGUUCCCAUAUAUGCUGAGCACUUGUUGGCUGCUUUUUCUUCACUCUGCGUUCCGACUCAUCCUAAACCAUCUCCAUUUGGUUGAGGUCAGGGGAUUGUGGAGGCCAGGUCAUCUGAUGCAUCACUUCCUGAUAAAAUAGCAGUAACACAGCCUGGAGGUGUGUUUUGGGUCAUUGUCCUGUUGGAGAAAAAAAAUGAUAGUCCCACUAAGCCCAAACCAGAUGGGAUGGCAUAUCGCUGCAGAAUGCUGUGGUAGCCAUGCUGGUUAAGUGUGUAUUGAAUUCUAAAUAAAUCACAGACAGUGUCACCAGCAAAGCACCCCCACACCAUACCACCUCCUCCUCCAUGCAUUACAGUGGGAAAUACACAUGCAGAGAUCAUUCGUUCACCCACACUGCAUCUCACAAAGACACGGCGGUUGGAACCAAAAAUCUCCAAUUUGGACUCAGACCAAAGGAAAGAUUUCCACCGGUCUAAUGUCCAUUGCUCGUGCUUCUUGGCCCAAGAAAGUCUCUUCUUCUUAUUGUUGUCCUUUAGUAAUGGUUUCUUUGCUGCAAUUUGACCAUGAAGGCCUGAUUCACACAGUCUCCCCUGAACAGUUGAUGUUGAGAUGUGUCUGUUACUUGAACUCUGUGAAGCAUUUAUUUGGGCUGCAAUUUCUGAGGCUGGUAACUCUGCAGCAGAGAUAACUCUGGGUCUUCCAUUCCUGUGGCGGUCCUCAUGAGAGCCACUUUCAUCAUAGCGCUUGAUGGUUUUUGCAACUGACUUGAAGAAACUUUCAAAGUUAUUGAAAUGUUCUGUAUUGACUGACCUUCAUGUCUUAAAGUAAUGAUAGACUGUCGAUUCUCUUUGCUUAUUUGAACUGUUCUUGCCAUAAUAUGGACUUCGCCUUUUACCCGCAAAACACCAGUCUCAACGUCAACAGUGAAGAGGCGACUCCGGGAUGCUGGCCUUCUAGGCAGAGUUCUAGGCAGAAUUCCUCUGUCCAGUGUCUGUUAUUUUGCCCAUCUUAAUCUUUAUUGGCCAGUCUGAGAUGCGGCUUUUUCUUUGCAACUCUGCCUAGAAGGCCAGCAUGUUGGAGUCUCCUCUUCACUGUUAACACAGACUGGUACUAUUUAAUGAAGCUGCCAGUUGAGGACUUGUGAGGCGUCUGUUUCUCAAACUAGACACUCUAAUUUACUUGUCCUCUUGCUCAGUUGUGCACCGGGGCCUCCCACUUAUCUUUCUAUGCAGGUUAGAGCCAGUUUGCACUGUUCUGUGAAGGGAGUAGUACACAGCGUUGUACGAGAUCUUCAGUUUAUUGGCAAUUUCUCGCAUGGAAUAGCCUUCAUUUCUCAGAACAAGAAUAGACUGAUGAGUUUCAGAAGAAAGUUAUUUGUUUCUGGCCAUUUUGAGCCUGUAAUCGAACCCACAAGUGCUGAUGCUCCAGAUACUCAACUAGUCUAAAGAAAGCCAGUUUUAUUGCUUCUUUAAUCAGAACAACAGUUUUCAGCUGUGCUAACAUAAUUGCAAAAGGGUUUUCUAAUGAUCAAUUAUCCUUUUAAAAUGAUAAACUUGGAUUAGCUAACACAACGUGCUAUUGGAACACGGGAGUGAAUGUUGCUGAUAAUGGCCUCUGUACGCCUAUGUAGAUAUUCCAUAAAUAAUCUGCCGUUUCCAGCUACAACAGUCAAUUACAACAUUAACAAUGUCUACUCUGUAUUUCUGAUACAUUUUUUUGUUAUUUUAAUGGACAAAAAAAAAGUGCUUUUCAUUCCAAAACAAGGACAUUUCUAAGUGACCCCAAACUUUUGAACGGUAGUGUGUAUAUAUAUAUAUAUAUAUAUAUAUAUAUAUAUAUAUAUAUAUAUAUAUAUAUAUAUAUAUAUGGUUAUAUACUGUUAUAUUUUUUAUAAGAAUUAAGUCUAAAUAAUGUUUUUAAUAGUUUUGCCAUUGAUAAUGUAAAUACUUAUUAAGCCAGAAUUGUGUGUUUUUAUAAUUUUAAUUAUAGUUAUUUAAAAGCCCGCUUUAGAAUACAAAUUAGGGGUUAAACAAGACGCUUGCAAUAUUUGUAUAUUUGUAUAUACAGCUGCUGGUCAGUAUUUAAAACACAGGAGGUUGGUGGCACCUUUUUGGGGAGGAAGGGCUCGUGGUAAUGACUGGAGCGGAAUCAGUGGAAUGGUAUUAAAUACAUCAAAAACAUAGUUUCCAGGUGUUUGAUGCCAUUCCAUCUGCUCCGUUCUGGACAUUAUUAUGCGCCGUUCUCCCCUCCACUUAUUUAAAGAUAAAUAAACAUGUUAAAAGAGCUGUAUGUGGAGUGUCCCAAACUUAAUGAAAACAUUUUGGGAAGGUGAGGAAGAAAUACACUGCAGGUGAGGGACAGGAAGUGUAAUAUUUUGAUCAUGAUAGCUAUUUUAUUUUAUAUUAUUUAAAGCUGAGUCUCAGCCACAAACCCCUCAUAACCUGUCUGUCAUUGAGAUAUCUUCAGCCACAGGACAGAAGUGCCAAAGUCACACAGAAAAUUGUAAACAGAUUCUACCCAAUAUGCCACAGGUUUUUCCACAGAACCCUAUACCGUACAUCCCAGUAAGGGCUCUACAGUGCUGCCAUUUUGGGACAUAUUUUCCUAAUUAUUUUGCUAUGCUACCUGGAAUGUUAAUUUGGGAGCACCAGUGCCCCUAGAAAAAAAAUCACCCAAAUAAUAAUAGUUAUAAUUCCAUCUUUGCUGUCCCAUAGCCUCAGUAUUAUGCAAACAUGGAGAUGAGCUUCAAACGAAGCUAGGAUUCAUAGGACCAAUGUAGGGCCUCAAUCUCAAAAAUCUGUUUUUCUGGUGCUUCUAAACCCUGCAUUUUGUAAUUGCUGGCAAUUCUCAUCAUUAAAAGGGGCACUCUGCAGUCACUACAUACAUUUUGACUUAUAAAGAAUGAUAUACUGUAAAUCCUUUGAUUAUUGAAGAGUUUAACUUAUAAGAGCCCCAGAGCUUAGUUCCACUGUCGUACCCCAUCAGAAGCCAAAAUAUAGGGCUCUAUUCAAUCUGUAUCGCUAAAGCAUUACAGACUGCUUGAUAGAAAGGUAAAGGUCAUUUCAGAUUGAGCUGACAUAUGCAGCGUUUACCGUGAAAGCCGUCUCCACUGUAAUGCUGAACUUCCGUGAUAUGGAUUGAAUAUAGCCCAUGAUCUUGUUGUUACAAUAUUUGUCAACAAAGUGAAUGUAAACAAACACUGUAUAACCUCCAAACAUGGUUCAAACUAUAAUCAUGGAUGAACAGUCCUUGCAUCUAUAUAUGGCUCUGUCAAGGACUUUGAGUGUGGUUACAUUUCUCCAGGCCCUUAACCUUUUACCGAAACAGUGGCCAGGAAAAUUGCGGAUUGCCGCUUUAAUACCUCUAAUAUUUGUCAUUGUGAUGUGUCACGUAGAGCCCUGCUGUAAUAACAGGUAAUCUCUCUACAUCCUAUUGACUCUAGAGGAACUCAGCCCUGUCCAUUGCAGAUACCCAGUCUAAGGCCAAAGUCUGCCUCGCUCUACCUCACGCCUACCCUACCUACAUAACCUACCAACAUAACCACUACCCCCCCCACACUCACACAUAUGCUGUUAAAUCAUGUUUCUACAUGCUCUAGUUUUUAUAUUUAGCUUACAGUAGGCAUAUCAUGUAAUAUUCAGUGCCUUCAGAAAGUAUUCACACCCCUUUGACUUAUUCCACAUUUUGUUGUUACAGCCUGAAUUCUAAAUGUAUGAAAUGUAUUUGUUUUCUUGUAUUUGUUUUCUCACACAAUACCCCAUAAUGACAAAGUGAAAACAUGUUUUAGAAAUGUUAGCAACGUUAUUGAAAGUGAAGUACAUAAGGAUCUAAUUUGCAUAAUUAUUCACACCGUUGAGUCAAUACAUGUUAGAAUCACCUUUGGCAGCGAUUACAGCUUAUUUUUUAAAUUCUUUAAGCUCUGUCAUGUCUUGCCAUACUGUAAUUAGGUCACUCAGGAACAUUCAAUGUCGUCUUGGUAAGCAUCUCCAGUAUAGAUUUGGCCUUGUGUUUUAAGUUAUUGUCCUGCUGAAAGGUGAAUUCAUCUCCCAAUGUCUGGUGGAAAGCAGACUGAACCAGGUUUUUCUCUAGGAUUUUGCCUGUGCUUAUCUCCAUUCUGUUUCUUUUUUUUAUCCUGAACAACUCCCCAGUCCUUAACAUUUACAAGCAUACCCAUAACAUGAUGCAGCCAUCAAUGCUUGGAAAUAUUGAGAGAGGUACUCAGUAAUGUGUUGUCUAGGAUUUGCCCUAAACAUAACACUUUGUAUUCAGGACAAAAAGUUAAUUGCUUUGCCAUCUUUUUUUCUGGAUUAAUUUAGUGCCUUGUUGCAAACAGGAUGCAUGUUUUGGAAUAAUUUUAUUCUGUACAGGUUUCUGUCUUUUCCCUCUCUCAAUUAGGUUAAUAUUGUGGAGUAACUACAAUGUUGGUGACCCAUCUUCAGUUUUCUCCUAUCACAGCCAUUAAACUCUGUAACUGUUUUAAAGUCA